GCAACCCACCAUUUGAUGUUCCUCCUCCGCGCGACCACCUCCACCUCCGCCUCGCUUCUCCUCCGACGAUGCCACCCCCACCCGCUCCCGCCGCCUAGAGGUACCCUACCCAUCGCCCUCCCCCACCGCCUCUCCUCCUCCUCCUCUCGCCGCCGCGCGCCCGCGUCGGCUGCGGCGGGGGGCAAAUCCGGCGGGAGGAAGGCGGCCGCGGCGAAGGGGCUGCCUCCCGCGUCGGCGUCGGGGGGAGCGGACAUGUCGGCCUCGGGGGGCGCGGGUGGGGGUGGGAAGCGCACGGUGGCGGAUGUGCUGAUGGGGAACGCCCGCGACGCGGCCAGGAAGGCGAAGAAGGGGACCGCGGGGGCGGGGGCGGGGGCGCCGUCGCCGAAGAAGCUGAAGACGAAGCCCGCCGCGCAGGAGGAUGGCGCGGUGGUGGCCAAGCCGGAGGCGGAGGGGAAGGGGAGGCCGCCUUCGCCGGUGAAGCCCAAGCGGUCGUCCUCGCCGAGUAAGUCCAAGUCGCCGGGGGAAGCCGCGCCCGUCGAGGGGAAGAAGUCGCCAUCAGCGAAGAGGUCACCGUCACCGACGAGGUCCAAAUCGGUAGCUGCCAAUCCCUCCGACGAAGCCGUUGCUCAAGCUUCUGAAUCCAAAGACAAAAGGAGGCCCUCCUCACCUAAGAAGACCAAAACCAUGGAUGCCCCCAAGUCUGAGGAGAGAGAUACCACCCUUGAGCUCAAGAAAAAAGGCAGUGAAUUCGAUCCUAUGGCUGCUGCUUAUUGGAAACCUGGGGAGCCUGUGCCCUUUCUGUUUCUGGCUCGGGCACUUGAUCUCAUCUCUAAUGAGUCUGGAAGGAUUGUUAUCACAGAGAUACUAUCAAACGUGUUCCGCACAGUGAUUGCUACAACACCAGAUGAUCUCCUUGCGACAGUAUACCUCUCAGCCAAUCGGAUUGCGCCGCCUCAUGAAGGAACUGAGCUUGGGAUCGGGGACGCGUCAAUCAUCCGUGCUCUUUCAGAGGCAUAUGGCCGCAAAGAGGAGCAUGUCAAGAAGAACCUCAAGGAGCUCGGUGAUUUGGGUCUUGUUGCAAAAGCAAGCAGGUUGUCACAGAAGAUGAUGUACAAACCAAAACCACUGACGAUAUCUCGUGUGCUUGCUACUUUUCGGACAAUUGCAAAGGAAUCAGGCAAAGAUAGUCAAGACAAGAAAAGAAGUCAUAUCAAAGGACUUCUCGUUGCCGCAACUGACUGUGAACCUCAAUACAUUAUACGCCUACUUCAGUCGAAGAUGAGGAUUGGGUUAGCUGAAAAAACUGUCCAGAUGGCUCUUGGGCAAGCUGCUGUGCAUUCUGAAAACCAUUCUCCGCCAUCGAAAAUUCAAUCACCUUUUGAAGAGGCUGCAAAAAUAAUUAAACAAGUAUAUUCGGUUCUUCCAAUAUAUGAUAAAAUCGUCCCAGCUCUUCUUGAAGUUGGUGUUUGGAAACUUCCGGAGAUAUGCAGCUUUUCUAUUGGUGUCCCUGUUGGUCCUAUGUUGGCAAAAGCAACAAAGUCUGUCUCAGAGAUCAUUGACAAAUUUCAGGGUGUUGGGUACACUUGUGAGUACAAGUAUGAUGGUGAACGGGCUCAGAUACACUGCAUGGAGGAUGGAUCAGUAGAGAUCUACAGUCGUAAUGCUGAAAGGAACACUGGGAAGUAUCCUGAUGUUGUUGAUGCAGUUUCUAGAUUCCGGAAACCUACUGUCAAAUCAUUUGUCUUGGACUGUGAAAUUGUUGCUUAUGACCGUGAAAAGAAGAAAAUUUUACCUUUUCAGAUACUUAGCACAAGGGCCCGCAAGGCUGUUACCAUAAAUGAUAUCAAAGUUUCAGUCUGUACUUUUGGCUUUGAUAUUCUUUAUAUCAAUGGGAAGCCUCUUCUCCAGGAACAGCUGAAAGUUCGUCGAGAGCAUCUUUACAACUCUUUCGAGGAAGUACCGGGCGUUUUUCAGUUGGCAACUGCAAUUACAUCAAAUGACCUUGAGGAGAUACAAAAAUUUCUUGAUACGGCUGUUAACUCCAGUUGUGAAGGGUUGAUUAUCAAGACAUUGGAUAAGGAUGCUACGUAUGAGCCAGCAAAACGGUCGAACAAUUGGUUGAAAUUGAAGAAAGACUACAUGGACAGCAUUGGGGACUCUUUGGAUUUGGUGCCAAUUGCUGCCUUCCAUGGGAGAGGAAAACGAACAGGUGUAUAUGGAUCAUUCCUCUUGGCGUGUUAUGAUGAGCAGAAUGAAGAAUACCAAACAAUCUGCAACAUAGGCACUGGAUUUUCUGAACAACAGCUUGAGGAGCGUUCUGUGAGUCUUCGAACUAAAGUGAUAACAAAACCAAAGGCAUACUAUAGGUUUGCUGAUUCAAUGGACCCGGAUGUGUGGUUUGAGCCUUCAGAGGUGUGGGAGGUGAAAGCUGCCGAUUUGAGCAUAAGUCCUGUUCAUCGUGCUGCUAAUGGUAUAGUUGAUCCAAACAAGGGUAUCUCUCUAAGAUUUCCUCGUCUGUUGCGUGUACGUGAUGAUAAAAACCCAGAGCAAGCAACCACAUCCGAGCAAGUUGCUGAUAUGUACCGUGCUCAAAAAAUACACCAUGCAAACAAUAACGAUGAUGAGGAUGAUGACUGAGACUGAGGAAUUCGCUUCGUCGUGGUUUAAACGGCCUCGACAUUUUCUGAUUCGUUUUGACAUGUAGCGUUUAGAUUGUUGUAAUGUGCUGCAUUUUCACUCGCUGAAUCCAAACUGGUGUCGGGUGCUGCACAGUAGGAAGCUGAAGAGAGCAUGGCCGUAUGUGUGGCCCGCUGCUGCCCUAAGAUGUACAUACAUGACUAACCCUUCGAUUGGCAAGGGCACCGUCGAUGUUUUCAUUCAUUAUUACUACCUUUUAUUUAAUCUUUUUUUUUAUUUCGUUUAAUGCAAACGGCACACGCAGGGAACGACAUUACACACAAGGAUCCUGCAUAGUAUCCUGAUACUAACUGCCUUAUCCAAGUAGGCAAUUCCUUAGUUCAGGCACACCCCUUUGUCCCCAGAAGAAACAACUACUCGGCAUGUCAUGUGAAGACCGGGGCCUACCAGGAAAUAAUUGGCGCUCUCAUCACAAGAGCCUCAUGAGACUCCAUUACAAGUGCAGAUUAUAUGUCCGUAUUUUCUUGACACCGCAGCAAAAAACACUGUAGUGACAAGGUGCCAUUUGAUUUUUUUACUGUAGCGAUCGUUUGGAGCCAUUGGAUCAGAAAAUGGAUGGCCAAGAUUGUGUGCAGAUGCAGUCACAAUAGCUACUGCACUUGUUAAUCGGAUUUGGUGUCUUUUCGUAGCGGAGAGAAAAGAGUACUGGAUUUUUCAUUGAUACGUAUAAUUUUGCAGCUGCAAGGAUGAGGUCUGAACUUUCGAUGCUGAACUGUCUAUGAAUGUGUAGAGGGGAUUUUCCACCGUUUUGAUCAGAUUUUUUUUUCAUUUGUCGCAUGCUUUAGCUCUAGUUUGAUGUUUUGAUCUAAAAUUUGAGUGCAUAGUUGUGCACCUAGCUGUCAUUGUGAUGAAUCGGUAUCGGUGUUAAAUCUUUGUUGCUGGAAUCAUGGCUAUAGCCCUUCUUC
This is a messenger RNA of Oryza brachyantha (malo sina), 3602 nucleotides long. Its product is annotated as DNA ligase 1. The record is from RefSeq and is a predicted model, not a curated record. NCBI's taxonomy places the organism in Eukaryota, Viridiplantae, Streptophyta, Magnoliopsida, Poales, Poaceae. The coding region runs from base 16 to 2637 and encodes 873 amino acids. Gene Ontology annotation, molecular function: DNA ligase (ATP) activity; DNA binding; ATP binding. Gene Ontology annotation, biological process: lagging strand elongation; DNA repair; DNA recombination. Gene Ontology annotation, cellular component: mitochondrion; nucleus. The transcript has 18 exons.